AGCCCCGCGGUCGCACGGGCGCAGGGGUUAUCAAAAAUGGCGGCCAAUUUUUACUUUUUAAUAUUCGUCGCGGUUGUUAGCACGGUCCAUGCUAAUUUCAAGCCAUUUCGCGCCCUUUUGUACUCUGAUUGGAUAACGUGCGACCACAACAAAACCCUCGAUCUCGACGUGAGCCAAGUCCAAAUCUUCCUUUACGAUUUCCAAAACAACUUCAACAUCAGCUACCAAAUCGACGGCGCUGCUAAGAAUCUCCUGUCCGCUUAUAACCUCGACGUCACCAGGCGACUCAUCUUCUUCGUCCCGGGCUACAAGUCUCACAUCAGCAAAAAGACCGAAGAAUUAAUAAGGCAGACCUUCAAAGAUGUCCCUAAUAUUUACCUGAUCAUCGUCGAUCAUUCCCCUUACACUUCCGCCAGAGGUGGCAAGAUCAAGAGUUAUGAAAGAUCUGUAACCUAUACCUAUUACAUAGGUACAGCAUUAGGGAAGUUCUUAGCUGAUCUCAACAAUCUUGGAUUCCCUGCAGACAAGAUACAUUGCCUCGGCCAUAGUUUGGGCAGUCAAAUGUUAGGUUACGCUGGAUCGACAUUCACUAAUAUAACUUUGCAGAAAGUGUGGAGAGUAACAGGAAUUGACCCGGCUGGCCCUUGUUUUUCUAACGGUUUCAUCCAAGACCAUAUACGUUCAGGAGUGGCUAAAUACGUAGAAGUGUACCACUGCAAUGCGGGUGGGUUAGGAACUACUGCUGUGCUAGCUGAUACAGACUUCUUUUUAAAUCGGAAGGGUAAAAAGCAGCCGCAUUGUGACGGAGGCAUCAUACCAGGUUUGGGGGAGUCAGAUUCUGCAAAAUGCAGUCAUAAGGCAUGUGUGAAGUAUUGGACAGCUACUGUCCAUAAUCCUACAUGGUAUUCGGCAUGGGCUUGUGACUCUUAUGACCACUUUAUGGAAGGACGGUGUGCUGGUAAUGAGAUCACCAUAGCUGGGUAUUGGAACCCAGGUAACGCCACUGGCGUGUUCUAUGCGUCGACUGAGGGAUAUGGUGUGGAUUAAUCGGCACAUUUGUGUAUAGGCUAUUAUGUUUUGUGAUUAGUGAUAUUAAUAAAUAUUGCACUGAAUGAAGAUAAGUUUGUUUUGUAGCUAGAGAGU
This is a messenger RNA of Amyelois transitella, 1143 nucleotides long. Its product is annotated as pancreatic triacylglycerol lipase. Gene Ontology annotation, molecular function: lipase activity. The record is from RefSeq and is a predicted model, not a curated record. The transcript has 2 exons. Lineage: Eukaryota; Metazoa; Arthropoda; Insecta; Lepidoptera; Pyralidae. Bases 37 to 1047 code for a protein of 336 amino acids.